AUAAAGUGAGAGAGUUUGAACCUCCCAGCUUCGGGGACAAGUAUCUUCGAAGAAGCCAGGGGCGCUUGUUAUUGUACAUCAUACGGUUAAGUUUCAUACGACGGAUAACCUGUUAGACCUCGACUCAAACCGGUUAUAAUUAAAAGGGGUUAAACUGAAUAAGCUUUUAUCUAACAGGAGGAGGCAGCAUAAAGAUAACUAGUCGGCACCAGGUAAUCAUAUGUUUGGAAAUGCAGGUUUAACUGCCGAAAAAGAAGGAACGGACUCGUAAUAACCUGCCAUACGCGGCGUGGAGAGUGACAGUGGAUCAAUCAUAACAGAGUGAAAUCAGUUUGGAAGAAAGAAAACAAUGUCUUGGCCUGUGGAAUGUGGACUGCUCUUUUUGCUGACAUGGACCUUUGCUGAUUCUACUGAUUUUCAAGUCAUACUAGAAACCCCUUCUCACCGAAAUCAAGUUCCUUCCACAGAUUUACACGCUUCUAGCGCUCACUGGUCUGAGUGUAGUCGGUCCUGCGGUAAUGGUGUAAGUACACGAAAUCGGAUGUGCGCAACAAGGUCUGAUGAUUUGGUACAAAGUUCUCGCUGUAGUGGAGGUUCAAUCGAACGUAAAGUAUGUCACACACAGGACUGUCCAACUGAUACAAAAGGUUUUUUGGAACUUCAGUGCUACCUUCAUAAUGGCCUCGAGGUGGCUGGUCAUGUAGUUCAACAAUGGGUUCCGGACUACAGAGGAAGCAACCCUUGUCACUUACAAUGUCGAGCAGUAAGGCUUGGAUUCGUUUACAGCUUUGGUAAGGUCAUCGACGGCACUUCUUGUUCCCAUGAGAACGGAAGCAUAUGUGUAGAUGGAAGAUGUUUGACAGUUGGCUGUGACGGAUACAUUGAAUCUCAGAAAGUUCUGGAUAUGUGUGGGGAAUGCGACGGAGACAAUAGUACUUGUAACCAUCAUGAAGGGAUUUUCAACGGUCAACGACCAGACACACCUGUUCUUUUGCCGUCUGUUUUGUCCACACUACACACAUUUCAUGGUUUUGGUCGAGGUUACAGCAAAAUAACCAUCAUACCAAAAGGUGCCAGGAACAUUCAAAUAGAAGAUAACAGUGGUAAUUACCUAGCUCUGAUGGACGAUAAGUCUUCCUUCAUCAAUGGCCACUGGAUGCUGGACCUUCCAGGAUAUUACAGAGUAGCUGGUACAAAAUUGCAUUAUUCCAGAACUCCAGAAAAGGAAACGAUAUCAGCGCCAGGACCUACAGAUCGACACCUGACACUCCUAGUGUUACUCAUAGAAAGAAACCCCGGCAUCCAUUAUCAGUAUUGGUUAUCUAAAGAAGAAACUUCCACAAUACAACCAAGAAUUAGCCCGGUAGAUGUCUCCAUUCACGCGACUUCAGUCUCGACACGUGCUUCACCGUCAACCGCCAUUGCACCAGUAACAACUGGUUUAAUCACCCCCGUUAGACAGUCUAAUCGUUCUUUUCCAUCUUUUUACCGAACCACCUUUCCUACAUUUGAACAAACAACGCUUCAACCUCGUUCACCGCAAGAAACGUACAAACAAUACGUGACUUCAGCGCCAAAAACAAGUAGCAAUAUUAACAACCGUUCGAUCGGACAUACUCGUGAGACGUUGCAAAAAAGUAAUGUGGGAAUUUCACAUUCUACCAAUAAGCCCGAAUCGGGAAAGGUUCAUUCUUCUCGAAAUAUGGCGGAGUUUCAACAGAACCGAAAUAACAUAAGAAAUUCAGAUCACCUGCAUACUACAUUAAAACCCCAACAACCCUCCCGAGACCACGAAAAAUUAAAAAAACAAAAGGGACAAAACUAUCCUUCCGUAUUUACCAGUCGAAGAAGAACUUCAAAACCAUAUUCUGUUGUAUCGAGAUUACCAAAAUUUAACAGUUCUUUGCCGCACUCGACGUCAAGAUUUUCUUCAAACAAGAACUUUCAGACAAUGAAUAAAAUCCUAAAAAACCAAAACAAACACCCUCACAACAAGAAAUUCCACUAUGCAGGUCCUUUGGCGAGAGGCCGAAAGUUUUUGUCAGGUUCGAUAAAAUCCAGGAAAAAAUAUUGGAAAGGUUCCUGCCCUUCUUGCAAGAAGGUUAAAAACCAAAGGAAACAUUUUUGCAUGAGUGAUCUUGUACUGAGGGUGGUGGUCUUUGAUUCGCAAAUCGUGAAAGGACAAAACCGGUACGAUGUCAGAAUUAUCCAGUCCUACAAAAACACAAUAGCAGUUCUACCAAGGGAAUAUCUGUGGUCCUUAGAUUCGUGCCGAUGUCCAAGGCUUCGUGUUGGAAGGGAAUACAUCGUAAUGGCUCGAUCAGGCCCAGGCUUUCGCAGGAAUGAAACACGUUUUUUAUUGGACAAAAGUAGUUUUGUUCGGCGUUAUAAACAACAGAGAGCGCUUCGGAUCUUAAAGCUGAAAAAAUUGCAAAAUAAAAAAUGUAAAAAGUUUUCUUAAAACGUUUAGCUUCAAAAAUACCAUACAGUCUUUGUGCGUUUCCUUGGAAUUUGACGUCAAAAAAAAAACAAUCAUAUUCGUAUAACUAAACAGCACUUGCGGACAGCAGCUCUGAGUCUUCUGUACAAUGACCAGCAGGAAUUAUAAUCGCUUUUAAGGAAACUCGUCGCUUUUAUUUAUGGGAGAGAAAAGUGGAGGUAUACAAUGAAACAAGACGUGUUUAUAAGUUGUAUUUCUUCUGACUAUUCCUACUGUGUGCCCUUCGUGCUAGUGAGAAAACACCGCACAAUAUAUUUUAUUAGUUUAAAAAAUGUACAAUUUUUUUCUUAAUCGGACGGAAAAGCAUAGUUUGAAAUAAGACAUGUGUCCAGAUCGUAUUAUAUUUGUCAAAAACAUAUAUAUGUAUAAAAUAGAAGUUUACCAUCAUUUGUUAAACAACAGCUAGUAACUCAGUAGUGCCCUGUGGUAUCAUAUAGAUUGUUCCUUAUACUAAAUUACCGCUUUUUACCAGUUUAUUUCAUUGAACAAACUUAUAAUUUCAAUAUUUAACAGGGAAAUUUUUCGAUCUCGUCUUCCACAUUUAACAGACACAACAACCUCGAGUUUAUUUUUGUGAAUAUAUAAAUGGUAGUCUGUCAGGGGAGAAAAGGAUGAUGUGUUAAUAAGUUUCAGGGCGAAAUACAAAUUUAGAAUUCGUCAGAUUAUUCAACAUUAACAUCGCGUGCUGUAUUGCACAAAAUCAUAAGACUUCGUAGUAAUUUCAUCGAAAGAUCGUGUGAAAUAAAAUAGUUUUAUGUGGGAGUUGCACUGAAAUCUUGAAACAGAACAAAUAAAACACAAAAGUUAUUCAUAAUAUCAGCUAGCUUUUUGUUAGUGUCCUUUUUUACAAUCUUCCAACUAAAGACGGAUAUUAUUAUAUAUUUGUGAGGUUUUACUUAGAAGUAGGAUGCCUAAAAUAUUUAAUUCAGCGGGUAUGUAUUUGUGUAUUUCUUUACCUGAAAACAAAUUAAAUAAAGUAAUUAGUUCAGCGUAUGUUUUUCUGCGAUCCAAUUUUGAAUUACAUAAUAUUCAUCAUUCAAAUUGUCGUGUGGGUUUUCUUUUACUUGGUCAAUGACGAAUGUUAUUUUAUUAGUUCAAAAAUACUAUAAUAAAAUACGCCACAAGCCUAAUACAUUGUGAGUGAUAAUCUUUCAGGAAGAGAUAAAUCUGAUUUCCAUUAUUGUGUUCAUUUCUUGUAUUGCAGAAGCUAUGAAUUUUGUGUCAAAUUGAAAAGCUAAUAGUUUGUCAGCAUUUUUUAUAAGUUAAAAUAUAUGCAAAAGCUUCAACUGCUUAAAAGAAUAAGCACCAAAUAAUGUGUCAAUUUACGUUUCUUUACCGUUUAAUAUUUUUUAUUCACCUUUUUUUUUACAUUGUUAAUAAAUUUCAUACCAAAUAUUGACCAACUUAUCAAAUAUUUGUAUGGGCUUGACGAAAAGUCUUAAGAUGACUUAUACAGCUUUAGAUAUCUCGCUACACCUACUAGCCAUUGCCUUUCUUUUACAGAUUGCUUUGUAAAACAACUUGAGAUGGAUAUAAUGCUUUAAGUAAUUCACUGCAUUUACUAGACAUCGCAUUUAUUUUAAAGCAGCUUUACAUAGGAUAUACAGCUUAAGAUAAUUCUUUAUAACUACUAGCCAUCUAUCUGUAUUUACGGAUUGCUUUUAAAGCAGCUAAUUAUUCUCUUUCUGGCUGAUUAUGAAACCUACAUAUAACACUAUGUUCAAGAUUAGUUUUUCAAAAAGACAGAAAUUGAUUAUUUAAAUGAUGAUCCUGCUUUAAACAUCACAGAGAAGAAAAUUUACAAACAUAAUUUAGGGAAUGCGUUAAGACUGGUAUAAAAUUUAAAAAAGUAACAAUUACAGAACAAUUAACGAUGCUUUCGUGCACGUGUGCAAAAGUUUUUAUUUCGAAAUUAAACAUGUUAAGGUGCAUGAUAAAAAUUUACGUUCGUUGCUUAACUAUUUCCUGUUCCAUAUUAAAUAUGCUGUCAGGUUGUUCGCUAAGCCUUGUGUCAUAAAAAAUCCUGGAGCAGAGUCACGUAUUUUUAUGGCCAAUAGAUGAAUUACGUGCCAGAGAAAUAAUGAUCAAUCAUGAGUACUAGUAGUAUUAAUCAUGAAAAAUAUAAAACCUGAUGAUAACGUUACGUAACACUAAGAAAUAAAGUACUUAUACAUUUAAUGUAGGUUUUAACUUUGUUGUUUUCAAUGGUUAUGAGGUCAGUCUUCUUGUGUUUUAUCAUGUACUCAGCCUUGCUGAAAUAACACUAAAAUUGUGUUCUAAGUAACGUAUCAUUAGUUGAAAAAGUUAGCAGUCUUUCGGACAUACAAACUUUUGUUAUUUUGAUGUAAAUCUGUGCUGAUGAAAUAAACGUCCACUUGUGUAUUGA
Limulus polyphemus (Atlantic horseshoe crab) is the source of this 4886-nucleotide messenger RNA. Its product is annotated as ADAMTS-like protein 5. The transcript is spliced from 12 exons. Gene Ontology annotation, biological process: extracellular matrix organization. The coding region runs from base 350 to 2461 and encodes 703 amino acids. NCBI's taxonomy places the organism in Eukaryota, Metazoa, Arthropoda, Merostomata, Xiphosura, Limulidae. Gene Ontology annotation, cellular component: extracellular matrix. Gene Ontology annotation, molecular function: protein binding; metalloendopeptidase activity. The record is from RefSeq and is a predicted model, not a curated record.